Molecule: messenger RNA, 4144 nt
Organism: Zingiber officinale
Lineage: Eukaryota; Viridiplantae; Streptophyta; Magnoliopsida; Zingiberales; Zingiberaceae
Exons: 26
Coding region: 181-3792 (1203 amino acids)
Molecular function (GO): protein binding
Source: RefSeq, a predicted model, not a curated record
CUCCGGCCGGAAAUCGCGGGUUCAAUUUCUUGCGGAUCCCAAUCGGACCCAGCAAUUUGUUGAUCUUCCGUUGCCGUGUGGACUACACUACCGAUAUCGAUUUUUCUUCAGUAAACAAGGUAGACCGCCGUUCGCCGGCGUUGGGCUCUCUCCCCACGCCGAGGACCUGCUUCCGUUACCAUGGCUUCCGGCCAGAACUCGUCCGGGAACACGCUCAUGGAUCUCAUCUCCUCGGUUCCCACGACGGCGCCAGCUCCCACCGCCACUAGCUCCAGACCUAGCGAGGCCUCGGCUCCCUCCCAGCUCGGCAAGCCGGCGGCGACGGUGGGAAAGCCUAAAAGGUCCACCUUGAUGCAGAUUCAGAGUGACACCAUCGCCGCCGCCAAAGCGCUCAACCCUGUGCGAGCCAUCCCGCAGAGACAGAAGACGACGCCGGUCUCAUAUUCCCAGCUUCUGAGGAGUGUGCAUGAACUCGCAGCCACAUAUGAUCAGAGAAGCUCCCAGAAGCAAUUGGUUAGUCGUGUGUUUCCAAAGCUCGCUGUAUACAGCUCUGUGGAUCCUUCAGUUGCUCCAUCACUUCUUAUGCUUCUUCAACAAUCUGAAGAUAGAAAUGUUUUGCGAUAUGUCUACUACUACUUGGCUCGAAUUUUGUAUGAUAGUGAUUCUGAAGGUUUGAGUCCUAGUGGUGGAAUCCCUACUCCAAGCUGGGAUGCAGUUGCUGACAUUGAUGUUGUUGGAAGGGUCACGAGAGCAGAUGUGAUACCUCGAGUAGUAAAUCAGCUUAGUACUGAGGCCACAAAUGCUGAUAUUCAAUUCCAUGCACGUAGGCUUGCAGCACUGAAGGCUCUUACUUCUGCUUCAGCAAACAGUUCUGAAAUCUUGGAGAAGUUGUAUGAAAUUGUAUUUGGCAUUCUAGAAAAGAUUGGAGAUAUGAAACAAAAGCCUCGGAAGGGCAUAUUAGUAAAGCAAGGUGGUGAUAAAGAGUCUACAAUUCAUGAUAAUCUGCAAUAUGCUGCUCUUGGUGCUCUAAGAAGACUUCCCUUGGAUCCUGGGAAUCCAUUAUUCCUCCAUCGAGCCAUACAAGGGAUUUCAUGCGGAGAUCCGGUUGCUGUGAGGCAUGCCAUGGCAAUUAUCACUGAUAUUGCUACCAGAGAUCCUAAUUCUGUUGCCAUGGCUCUUGGGAAACACAUUGAGCACGGAGGUGCUUUGCAUGACAUACUUCGGUUGCAUGAUGUUCUUGCUAGGGUUUGCCUUGCUAGAUUAUGUUAUGUAUUAUGUAGAGCCCGUGCACUGGAUGAGAGGCCUGGAAUAAAAUUUCAAUUUACUUCUCUUCUUUAUCAACUGCUUCUGGAUCCCAGUGACAGAGUUUGUUUUGAGGCAAUGUUUUGCAUUUUGGGAAAAUUUGAUAACACCGAGAGAACUGAAGAGCGUGCUGCUGGAUGGAUUCGAUUAACAAGAGAAGUUUUGAAGUUGCCUGAGGCACCAUCUGUAACAUUAAAGGAUGCUUCAGUAAAAUUGAAUCGUGAGAAACGUGCUUCUAAAGCAAAGCACCCACAACCCCUUAUGAAACUUGUAAUCCGAAGAUUAGAGAGCUCUUUCCGAAGUUUCUCCAGGCCAGUUCUUCAUGCUGCUGCAAGAGUUGUUCAGGAAAUGGGAAAAAGUAGGGCAGCUGCAUAUGCUUUGGGUGUGCAAGUUGAUGAAGCAAUGCAACUACAUUCAUCUGAGAAUGAUGAUCCUCCUGAUUCACAGCUCAUGGGAAGCUCAAAAUCUGCAGAAUCACACAAGACUUUAUUUCCUUCAACUGGUCCAGGUGGCAUUGAUACUAUUGCAAGUUUAUUGGCUUCACUACUAGAAGUAGUGCGCACAACUGUAGCAUGUGAAUGUGUUUAUGUUCGUGCUAUGGUAAUAAAAGCUCUGAUAUGGAUGCAAAACCCACAUGAAUCAUUUGAGGAACUGGGAUCUAUCAUUGCAAGUGAACUGUCUGAUCCUGCUUGGCCUUCCACUCAAUUGAAUGAUAUCUUGCUUACUUUGCAUGCUCGGUUUAAGGCAACACCAGAUAUGGCAGUGACACUUCUUGAAAUUGCAAGAAUAUUUGCCACUAAAGUCCCAGGGAAGAUUGAUGCUGAUGUGCUGCAACUGCUAUGGAAAACAUGUCUUGCUGGAGCUGGGCCAGAAGGGAAGCAUACAGCAUUGGAAGCAGUCACCAUUGUUCUUGACUUGCCACCUCCUCAGCCUGGGUCUAGGUUAGGACUGGUAUCUGUUGACAGAGUGUCUGCAUCAGAUCCUAAGUCUGCUUUGGCUUUACAAAGAUUAGUGCAGGCUGCAGUUUGGUUUCUUGGUGAGAAUGCAAACUAUGCUGCCUCUGAAUAUGCUUGGGAGUCAGCAACACCUCCUGCUACAGCACUUAUGAUGCUAGAUGCAGACAAAAUGGUGGCCGCUGCAAGUUCACGGAAUCCAACACUUGCAGGUGCUUUGACACGUCUUCAGAGAUGUGCCUUUAGUGGAAGUUGGGAGGUUCGGAUUGUUGCUGCUCAAGCCUUAAUGACUAUUGCAAUUAGGUCAGGGGAGCCAUAUCGAUUGCAGAUAUAUGAAUUUUUACAUGCUUUAUCUUUAGGUGGUGUUCAAUCCCAGUUCUCACAAUCACACUUCAGUAAUGGGGAAGAUCAAGGUGCUAGUGGUACUGGUAUUGGGUCUCUAAUUAAUUCUAUGCUAAAGGUCCUUGAUGAAAUGUACAGGGCACAGGAUGAUCUCAUUAGAGAUAUGCGUAAUCAUGAUAACAACAACCAAGAGUGGACAGACGAGGAACUCAAGAAAUUGUAUGAGAACCAUGAGAAGCUUCUUGAUUUAGCUUCUUUGUUCUGCUUUGUUCCCAGGGCAAAAUAUCUUCCACUAGGUCCUACCAGCGCCAAACUCAUUGACAUCUACCGUAACCGACAUAACAUUGGUGCAUCUACCGGACUGAAUGAUCCAGCUGUUGCUACUGGAAUAUCUGAUCUGGUAUAUGAAUCUAAAGCAGCUCAUAUGGAGCCUGAAACCAUUGAUCCGGAACUAGCAAUGGCCUGGGCAGCAGGUUUAGAUGAUGAUCUAUUGGGAACUAAUGCCCCUGCAUUGAAAAAAGUAAAUGAAUUUCUUGCUGGUGCUGGAAUUGAGGCUCCAGACAUAGAGGAGGAAGAUGAGAGCCUGAUGUCUCGUCCAUCUGUGGCUUAUGAUGACUUAUGGGCUAAGUCUUUUCUAGAAACUGACGAACCGGAGGAAGAUGAUGGUAGGUCAUCUGGGACAUCAUCACCUGAGUCAACUGGCUCAGUUGAAACUUCCAUAUCCUCCCAUUUUGGUGGUUUGGGCUAUCCGUCCUUGUUCAGUUCACGUCCAUCAGGUUAUGGAGUCUCGCAAAAUUGGGAAAACAAGUCUGGAAAUGAUGCAACAAGGUUCAGCAACGCAUCAUCCACUUUUGAGGCGGCAGAUUAUCCAGUUAGGGAAGAGACACCACCACCACCAUCUUAUGCAUCAGCGGUUCUUGGAAGAUUUGAUACCUUCGAAAACCCUUUAGCAGGGAGUGGAGCUCAGAGCUUUGGCUCGCAGGAGGAAGAUAGGAGUUCCCAAAAUCCACAGUCUGGGAAAGCAUUGUAUGACUUCACUGCUGGUGGCGACGAUGAGCUAAGUUUAACUGCUGGAGAGGAGGUUGAGAUCGACGAUGAGGUUGAUGGCUGGUACUAUGUGAAGAAAAAGCGACCUGGGAGAGACGGGAGGAUGGCUGGGUUAGUUCCAGUUCUUUACAUCAGCUCAUCAUCUUGAUCAUGAAGGAACGAACUCAUCUACAUAUUUACACAUUGCUGGUUGCAUCAGUCCCAAUCCCUGAAAAUCAUCUCUUCAAUUCCUGUUGUUCAGAUGAAUCCUUAAGCAGGAAGAGCCUGCAUUAUACUGCCUCUGUUUAUAUAGACCUAAACUAUGUCUAUGUUUGUUGUUUGUUGUAGAUCGAUCUGUAAAUAAAUGUUGUACGGGAGGAAUUUUAAGUUGAAUAAUUAUACGUAGGUUUAAGGUUUUAUAUUCUUUUAGAAAAAAAAAUGUAUAAUUCUAACACCAAAAUUUGGUGGAAAGAGACUUAUUUAUUGCACAUGAUGAUAAGAUAUAUCGUGUUCAUCGUAUA